This is a messenger RNA of Pantherophis guttatus, 1485 nucleotides long. RefSeq names its product polycomb group ring finger 3 (gene PCGF3). NCBI's taxonomy places the organism in Eukaryota, Metazoa, Chordata, Lepidosauria, Squamata, Colubridae. The record is from RefSeq and is a predicted model, not a curated record.
CCGCUCGGGCGCGUUCGGCUCGGUUCGGCUAUUUCCGCCUCUUUGUUGUACUAACUCCCGACCGGAAUAAUUUUUUUCCCCUUCUAACCUUCUCCUGGUUCUCGUUUUCGUUUGGUUUUUUUUUUUUUAAAUCCCCCCCACCCCCGGUCUCUUCGAGAGUCUUAAAGGGGAGCGGGCUCCCUCCCUCGUCAUCCACCCGCGUGGCCGGCGCCGUCCUCGUUGCUGCUGCUGCUGCCGCCGCUGCUGCUUCUUCCUCCUCCUCCUCCUCUUCCUCCUCCUCCCCCAGCCAGAGUCUAGAGAAUUCUGUAUUACAGGGCAUGUAAUACAUCUGAUAGAGAACUACAUACAAUGUGAAAAACCUUCAGUAUAAUAGUAUUAUAACGCAUGGGUUAACUUCAUCAGAUACGUGAAGGUCUCUGGAUGGCAGACACUGAAAAGAAAUGCUGUUUUAAGAGACACCAAAGAUGCUGACAAGAAAAAUUAAACUUUGGGACAUCAAUGCCCAUAUAACCUGCCGCCUUUGCAAUGGUUAUCUUAUCGAUGCUACCACUGUAACGGAAUGCUUGCAUACCUUUUGCAGGAGUUGCUUGGUAAAGUAUUUGGAGGAAAAUAAUACCUGCCCCACAUGCAGGAUAGUAAUACACCAGAGUCACCCUCUCCAGUAUAUUGGUCAUGACAGAACAAUGCAAGAUAUUGUUUACAAGCUUGUUCCAGGUCUUCAAGAAGCGGAAAUGAAAAAGCAGAGGGAAUUCUACCACAAAUUGGGCAUGGAAGUACCAGGUGACAUCAAAGGGGAGACGUGCUCAGCCAAGCAGCAUUUAGAUACUCACCGUAAUGGGGAAACUAAAGCAGAUGAGAACACAAACAAAGAAACAUCAGAAGAGAAACAGGAAGAAGAUAAUGAUUAUCACAGAAGUGAUGAACAGGUAAGCAUCUGCUUGGAAUGCAACAGUAGCAAAUUGCGUGGAUUGAAGAGAAAAUGGAUUCGUUGUUCAGCACAAGCUACAGUCUUGCAUCUAAAGAAGUUCAUUGCCAAAAAACUUAAUCUUUCUUCAUUUAAUGAGCUGGAUAUAUUAUGCAAUGAAGAAAUUCUGGGCAAGGACCAUACUCUCAAAUUUGUAGUUGUCACAAGAUGGAGAUUUAAGAAAGCACCUCUACUGCUACAUUACAGACCGAAAAUGGACUUGCUGUAAGAACUGUUUUGUCUUGUGGACGGUUUUUUUGCAGAGACUAUCAUCAGGCACCUUCUUAGUGCAUCGUUACUCAAUUCACUCGUGACAUAGACCAGCAAAAUCCAUUCCUGAAAAACAGUAGUACUUUCCCACCCCAUCAUUCUGAAUAUUUCUCUGAGAGAUGCAUUAAACUCAACGUUCAGGACAGUAAAAAUAUUUAUACUAUUUUCUACAAAAAAAAAAAAAAGGAAAGUGCAGUUUGAACGGACACUACCAGCAUGAUGUUUACAGACAUUGAAAGCACUUCACAGUU